Messenger RNA from Sciurus carolinensis (gray squirrel), 2488 nucleotides. RefSeq names its product WW domain binding protein 4 (gene Wbp4). Gene Ontology annotation, cellular component: nucleus; precatalytic spliceosome. Lineage: Eukaryota; Metazoa; Chordata; Mammalia; Rodentia; Sciuridae. Gene Ontology annotation, molecular function: protein binding; RNA binding; zinc ion binding. The record is from RefSeq and is a predicted model, not a curated record. Gene Ontology annotation, biological process: mRNA splicing, via spliceosome.
UCAGCUCAAGUCCCGUCGCGCUUUCGCCCCUUCUCCGUGACCUCAACUCCUUUAUACCGACCCCACCUCUCAGGAUUUUAGAGUACCGCCCCUGUAGGGGGAGGGGAGGAGGAGGAGAUUUCAAACGCGGAUUGAGUCUCCCGGGCACCCGUAGUUGGGAACUGUGGAACGCUGGUCUCAGGGAAAGAGGGAGGUGUCAGAACUGAAAGCGAGGUUCGUGUGGGCCUCGGUGCUGGCCGGGCCGACUCUCUCCGCUUGGAGAGUGUGAGUGUGAGUCGCACCCUGGGCGACGCUCGGAGCGGCAGGCGCAGUCAUGGCCGACUACUGGAAGUCACAACCAAAGAAAUUCUGUGAUUACUGCAAGUGUUGGAUAGCAGACAAUAGGCCUAGUGUUGAAUUUCAUGAAAGGGGAAAAAAUCAUAAGGAAAAUGUGGCAAAGAGGAUCAGUGAGAUUAAACAGAAAAGCCUGGAUAAGGCAAAAGAAGAAGAAAAGGCAUCAAAGGAGUUUGCUGCAAUGGAGGCAGCUGCCCUGAAAGCAUACCAAGAGGAUUUGAAAAGGCUUGGCUUAGAGUCAGAAAUUUCAGAGCCAAGCAAAUUACCAGUAACCCCCACUAUUCCACCCACCUCUGCAUCAAAUCAACAGAAAGAAAAGAAGAAGAAGAAAAAAAAGGAUUCUUCUAAGGGUAGAUUAGAAGGUGUAACCUCUGAGGGUUAUCAUUACUAUUAUGAUCUCAUCACAGGAGCAUCUCAAUGGGAGAAACCUGAAGGAUUUCAAGGAAACUUAAAAAAGACAGCAGUGAAGGCCAUUUGGGUAGAAGGUUUAAGUGAAGAUGGUUAUACCUAUUAUUACAAUACAGAAACAGGAGAAUCCAAAUGGGAAAAACCUGAUGAUUUCAUUCCACACACUGGCGAUAUGCUUUCUAGUAAAGUUGAUGAAAAGUCACUUGGCACCGUAGAAGAAUCCAAAUCAUCAGAGUCACAUAGUGAUUCUGAUGGGGAAAAGGAAAGCACAAGAAGAGGUUUCCACAGGAAAAAAAAAGCUAAUAAUAAAAGUAAUAAAGGAACUGACAUAGAAAUGCAGAAAGAAAAAAGUAUCCCAAAACAGGACUUCAUCAGGUCCAAAUGAAGAAAAACCCAAAACACUGAAAAAGCCAACCCAUAUGGGGAAUGGAAAGUUAAACAAGAGGUCAAAUCUCAUGAAGAGGUAGAUUUGGAACUUCCAAGCCCUGAAAAUGACUAUGUGUCAACUUCAGAAGGUGAUAUUGGGGAACCCAAAGUGGUAUUUAAAGAAAAAACAGUUACUUCUCUUGGAGUUGCAGCAGAUGGUGUGGCCCCAGUUUUCAAAAAGAGAAAAAUUGAAAAUGGAAAAUCUAGAAAUUUAAGACAACGAGGUGAUGAUCAAUAAUUGUAAAAAACAUUUUAUAUGUGUGUCUUGGACAUAAUGGAGACUUACUCCUCUUAAAGCUUCUCUGUGUUUGUUUCUAUACUGAUGCUAAAAUUGAUUUAUUCUAAAUGCAUGUUAUGUGAAUUAAAAUAAUAAAUCUUUUUUAUGUGAAAUUUAUUUUUGUUCCUAAAAUGGAAACCUACCAUGUUGCAUUGUAAUAUGGUGUAUUAUGUUGAAUGUCUAAAAAUUGUUAAUUAUGCCAUAAUUUAAGAUGCUAUGUAUCUGUUAUUUAAAACACGGAAAUAUAAGGCCUUUAUUCUAUUCUUAUUCAUAUGAACAUACUUAUCCUGCAUUGAAAAUGCACUAUUUUUGCACACUGAUAUUAACUGUUACCCAAGAAAUAAGAACCAGGCCACAUAAGAGAAGAUUCACAGCCCAGUAACAAUUCAAUUCUGAGAAUCCUUUAGAAGACUGAUGUAAAAAGUGUAUGCAUACCGUACUCAAUUUGAGGAUAAAGGCUAAAACCAGGAGCAGGCAGCUCAGGUACCUCAAAUAUAGAACUUGAAGUGGAGCAAAAACUAGACCAAAGAUAAAAAUGUAUAUUGCCCCCAGUUCAGUUCAAAGCAAUAAAUGUUACUUAAGCAUUUUAACUUUGAGCUGCCAGGCAUUAUACCAAGAACUAGGGAUAUAAAGAUAAAAGAAACACAUACCAAUUCUAAGGCAGUUCACAUUCUAGAUUAGUCCUUUUUCCCAGUCAUGCUGUGUAGCACGAGUUAUAAAUGUACAGGAAAUUAUUUUUAAGGUUUAUUUAAAACUGUAGAUAAAGACUUGAACUAAAAUAGUAAGGUCUCUAACUUCAGUAAUAAAAGUUUUUAGCAUUCACUUAGACAUACUAGAAAUUCCCCAUCUGGUUAAAUUUCCUAAAAAGUAGGAUUUUCAUAUUUAACCUAUUUGAAGUAGGUACCUCCCUUUAGUGCUUCUAAUUCUCAAAAUUAUAUUUUUCAUAAAUUGUACAGUAUUUAACUUUUGUUAGCAAAUAUUUGUCUUUUUACAAUUAGUAGUAUACAUGUAAGAAAACAAUAGCUUAUUAAACUCUUCAUGAAA